AUGGUGGCGAUCACGGCGCCGAGCUCGAUCGAGCAGAUACCGCUGGUGCAGUGUCCCAGGGCCAAUGCGGGCCAGCAGGCGGGCGCGGCGGCCAUCCCGUGCGUGGACCUGUCGGCGCCGGGCGCGGCCGCGGCGGUGGCCGACGCGUGCCGCAGCGUGGGCUUCUUCAGGGCGACCAACCACGGCGUGCCGGCGCGCGUCGCCGAGGCGCUGGAGGCCCGCGCGAUGGCGUUCUUCGCGCUGCCUACGCAGGAGAAGCUGGACAUGUCCGGCGCCGCCCGCCCCAUGGGGUACGGCAGCAAGAGCAUCGGCUCCAACGGCGACGUCGGGUGGCUGGAGUACCUCCUCCUCUCCGUCAGCGCCAACACCGUCAAGGUCUCCUCCCUGCCGCCCUCGCUCCGAGCGGCAUUGGAGGAGUACACGGCUGCGGUGAGGGAGGUGUGCGGGCGGGUGCUGGAGCUCAUAGCGGAGGGCCUGGGCGUGGACCGGUCCCUGCUGAGGGCGAUGGUGGUGGGGCGGGAAGGCAGCGACGAGCUGGUGCGCGUGAACCACUACCCGCCCUGCCCGCUGCUGCCGCCGGUGGACUGCGGCGUGACGGGGUUCGGGGAGCACACGGACCCGCAGAUCAUCUCCGUGCUCAGGUCCAACCGCACGGCGGGCCUGCAGAUCAAGCUCCGGGACGGCAGACGUGUGUGUUGCUGCCUGUGCGACACCCAGCUCGAUCGAUCGCUCAUGGCCUUCCGUUUCCGUCCGGUGAUGGCGAUGCAUGCGCAGGUGCUGACGAACGGGCGGUUCAGGAGCGUGAAGCACCGGGUGGUGGCGCCGGAGGGGGCGCAGUCACGACUGUCCGUGAUCUACUUCGGCGGGCCGACGCCGUCGCAGCGGAUCGCGCCGCUGCCGCAGGUGAUGCGGGACGGGGAGCAGAGCCUGUACCGGGAGUUCACGUGGGCCGAGUACAAGACCGCCAUGUACAAGACCCGCCUCGCCGACCACCGCCUCGGCCCCUUCGAGCUGCGCGCCACCGCCACCAACAGGCCGCCAACGCCGCCCAGCGCCGACCCGCACUGCAACGGCAGCGGCACCUGCAUGCCGCCGCCGCCGCUGCAGCAGCAGGUGGCAGAGGUGCACUAG
Molecule: messenger RNA, 1131 nt
Organism: Miscanthus lutarioriparius
Lineage: Eukaryota; Viridiplantae; Streptophyta; Magnoliopsida; Poales; Poaceae
Source: the annotation of a GenBank genome assembly